Molecule: messenger RNA, 2884 nt
Organism: Magallana angulata
Lineage: Eukaryota; Metazoa; Mollusca; Bivalvia; Ostreida; Ostreidae
Exons: 7
Coding region: 104-1639 (511 amino acids)
Molecular function (GO): signaling receptor activity
Source: RefSeq, a predicted model, not a curated record
GGGGGCGCUGCUACUUGUAAAAAUGUAAAUAGGUAGGGCCUAUGGAGUGAUCAACAGCUUAAUUGCGAUUGUUUACUGUAGCUAGUGUAACACAGACAGAUUCAUGAUGUUACCAUCGGCGGGACACUGUAUAAUCUUAUGGAUAGCUUUCUUAUAUGGCUCUUUAGCAGGUUCUUUAGACAGGUGCCCCAGUGUCUUCAAACGAGUUGGGGAGUACAAGACAGAGCAUGGUGAUAUGUGCUACAUUUUUAUAAACACUGAGAAAACAUGGGUAGAUGCUCGACAACAUUGCUGGUCAUGGGGAGGAGAGCUCAUCAUGAUAAAAAACCAGGAAAAGAUGAACUUUGUCAUCCACACAAUGAAUUCUGUCUUGAGAUGGCGAAAUAAUGGAGUGUGGAUCGGAGCUCAUGAUCGAAAUGGAAAGGGAUGGGAAUGGACAACUGGAGAGAAACUUACCUGGGGCUAUUGGGCCCCUGGACAACCCAGUACCACAGCUGGAAUAUCGAUAGAGGAUUGUGCAUUAAUGAGGCGGGGGGAUGGAUGGAGAUGGCAUGAUUAUCACUGCGACUCCUCACUCUUUUUCACCUACAAGUUUAUCUGCCAGUAUCAUAAGCUGCCACCAACCACCACCACUAGUACCACUACCACUACAACGGUUACACCUCUCCCUAGUACAACCACUAGUACAAGUACCACUACAGUUAGUUCCACUACUACAACAAGUGUUCUUAUGACUGAUGAAAAGAUUGAGCCUGAACUCAUUAAGUUUCAAAAGGCGGACUUUAUUGCAGACAAGUUGAACCAAGGAGAGGGAUCUGUCAGUAAUUCUGUUGUGGGUGGUGAGUCAGGGGCAGAUAAUUCCAACAAAGACACUGGAAUUCUUGCUGGAAUAAUUGUUGGAGGAGCGAUUCUGAUUUUAAUCGUGGCUGUUGGAACUCUUCUCAUAAGAAGAAGAAGACGGAAUAAAUUUGAGGAUCUAUCUGUGCAGUUCCAAAAUCUAUCCUACUCAAGAGUAUCUCAGAGUGGACAAGAUGGAAAUGCUGCUAGCAAUGUGUACAUGGACACAAAUGAAAUGAAUCGUCUUUAUGAGGAAGUGAACAAACAGGUUAACCAUGGGGUGAAUUGCUUCAGUGGAACUGUUUUGGAUAUUCCCGUGCCUGGGGCAACUUAUUCGGAGGAUAACCAGGACGACGUUUGCUGCGGAGGAGUUGCAGAGGAGAGUGAUCUUAAAAAACUGAACAAUGUCGCCUAUGUAGCCAUGCCAGCAGACAGUAAGAGUCCAGCUGAGGUGAUGGAAAAUCAUUAUGUUGAUAUGAACACUGGGAACAAAGCCAAGGAGACCAAUCGCAUGAUGGAGGCCAGCCGAGUGAAGGAUCCAAGCAAGCCAUCCAAUUUGGGAGGGGAUCGUCAACCAAUGCCACUUCCAUUGUAUGCCAAUAGUGCAGAGAAUCUCCAUGAGGGAACAAUGGAGCCUGGUAGCACACUAUCGAGCGACUCCACCUACAUUAACAGUCAGGAAAGGUUUGAAGUGGAUGAAGAGGGUUACAUGAGUCCAAGAGCCACCCUGCAAGUAAACAGUGAGAGUGAAACAGAAUUAUCAACCAUAGAUAAAGAUCCUUUGUAUGAUGAGAUUCGUUAAGUUCAUUGAACAUUAAAAGUCAUAGUGAUCUGUAUAGUAUCUCCCAUUUGUCAUAUAUACUUGAACAAGAAAACAUGUGUUUAAUCAUCAUUUUUUAAAUAAGAUCAAAGGACAUUACCUGUUUACAAACUUAAAAUUUAUGCAUUAGUUGUUCGCAUGUUGAUUUUGUGAUUUUUCAAGCUUUGUUAAGAAUAUUUUGUUUCAUUUAAAAGGAAAUGUUGUUGGCAAUUAUAGAUCAGGGAGGAGUUAGAUAUAUUUAUUAGUGUUAAUAAUCUCCACUUUUGAUUAUGUAGAGAGCCAUAUACAAGUAUACUUUGGUAUAUUUAUAUUUUAUGUAUUAUAUGUUUAUUUAUUUACAAGCACAAAGUGCUACAACUUUACAUAUUUGAUAUACCCAAAAUAAAACUAUAUGCUGCACAUACAUGUACAUGUAUAAACAUGGCUCAAAUAUUAAUACCAAUGUUUCAAUUUUUUUGUGUUUGAAAAUUGUUAAAACAAAUAGUGUAUUGCUUGUGGUGUUGUAAACUUGCAUGGUUAAAGUUUGAGAUUGAACCGCUUGUAUUAAUUUUUUGUAUAUACAUGUAUGUACACAUGUACAUUUAUCCAUCUCAGUGUAUUGUUUAUAACAACUAGGUUUGUUCUAAAUAUCAUUAGUAUAAAUGUGAGGCAAAUAAAGAAUGGCAUAUUUUUUGCAUUAAAAUAAAAGGUAAAUUAUUGUACAUUGACCUGGUAAGAGAGUUACAUGUAAUUCUCCCUGGGGUUGAUGAAUUGUUAGGUGGUAAAAUUUCAGAAGAGUGUGUGUAUUUCAGUUAUACUGUAGAUUUCUUUAAGAAACUUAUUAUCUUGGAAGCAACAUUGUAUAUAAGUGCACAGAGGGUUGAUGUACUUUGAGUCACUGACUACUGAAGUCAGCUGCAUCUUUGUCAUAUAGCUAGGUUGUACCAAAACUAGAUUUAAGGUUACUGAACAAAUGAGAGCAUCAAAUUAUAAGGGCAUCUUAUCUUAGUAUAAGUGACAAUUAAGCAGGGUAUCAAACUCUCUAUAUUAUAUUUAUUUACAUGAUAUUUACUAGGUUUUUUUAUUGGAUCAUUAUGUUGAACAGUAUUAGUAGAUUUGGACUUGCUUUGAAUUUAUUCAUUCCAUUUCAUUUGUUGAAAAUGUUUAUGAAACAAUGUACAAUUUAGAUAUUGUGUUCACCUUAUGACCAUUCGUGUCAAUGAUUUCAGAAGUAAAAUCAGAAAUGAU